CCUGCUAUGUACUUUCAUUUUCCAUAAUCAUGCUAAACACUAGCCUUCAUAAUCCAAAUGUGUGAGACAAGCCCAGUGUGGACAGGUUCAUCUCCAUGAAUCGAGGAAUCAAUGAUGGAGGCAACCUGCCAGAUGAUCUCCUCCGAAAUCUUUAUAAGAGCAUAAAGAAUGAGCCAUUCAAGAUUCCUGAAGACAAUGGGAACAAUGCCUUCUUCAACCCUGACAGAGAGGGUUGGCUCUUCAAAAUGGGAGGAGGACGGGUGAAAACAUGGAAAAGGAGGUGGUUCAUCCUGAUGGAUAACUGCCUUUACUACUUUAAACAUACUACGGAUAAGAAACCCAGGGUGAUCAUUCCGCUGGAGAAUCUGAGCAUCCGUGAGGUGAAGGAUCUCAGGAAGCCUAACUGCUUUGAACUGUACAUCCCUAACAACAGCAGACAGCUGAUGAAAGCCUGCAAAACGGAGGCGGACGGCCGCCUGGUAGAGGGCAAUCAUGUGGUGUACCGCAUCUCGGCGCCAACCCCUGAGGAGAAGGACAAGUGGAUACAGAGCAUCACUGCUGCUGUGAGCGCUGACCCUUUUUAUGAGAUGCUGGCAGCAAGAAAAACAUGGAUCUCUUAA
Brienomyrus brachyistius is the source of this 620-nucleotide messenger RNA. Its product is annotated as cytohesin-2-like. NCBI's taxonomy places the organism in Eukaryota, Metazoa, Chordata, Actinopteri, Osteoglossiformes, Mormyridae. Gene Ontology annotation, molecular function: guanyl-nucleotide exchange factor activity. The transcript has a single exon. The record is from RefSeq and is a predicted model, not a curated record. Gene Ontology annotation, biological process: regulation of ARF protein signal transduction. Bases 96 to 620 code for a protein of 174 amino acids.